AUAAUGACCCGGAAAAGAAUAAAAACAUAAAUAUAGAAUGGCGGCUAUUUACAAUUUUGCAGCAAAAAAUAAAUAACUUUCCUUAAAAUUUAAGGAUGUUGACGUCGAAUAAGCACUGUUUCGGCGUUUAUUUCCAUGACUCUAGACCUAGGACCUAGUCAUCAUAGAGUUGAUAGAGAGUCUAUCAUUUAUACUCUGUCUUUAAUAUGAGAAGAAGUCAAGCACCAAGCCAAAGGGGCCUAGAUAUUAUAAAAAGGAACAGAGACUUGGAAGAAGAUGAACAUAAAAGAAAAAGUCAGAUCAAGCGACAUAAAACUGAGUCACCUUUCAGCCCAAAUGAGCAUAUGUCUCCCUACAGGCAACCGUUAACCCUCCUAAAGCCAUAUAACAGUAAGGAGGAAAACCUUUUAUUAACACAUGAGGAGCUAAUUAAGAAGAUACUUUCUAAGCCAUUCAAAGUGCCCUUGCCAAAUUAUCAAGGUGGUGGUUUAAACAGGGCUUUGGGAGUGCGGAGACAAGGUGCUCGUCAACCACUUCAUGACCCCUUUGAAGAAGGUGCACUGGUCCUAUAUUCCCCUCCAGAGUUAUCUGCACAUGAACAGAUGAAAAUGGACAUUGAAAAGUUACCUGUUCAUGUUGUUGUUGAUCCUAUUUUGACCAAAGUGCUACGUCCUCAUCAGAGAGAGGGAGUCAAGUUUAUGUAUGAUUGUGUCACUGGUCAACAAAUUGAAAAUAAUUAUGGCUGUAUUAUGGCAGAUGAAAUGGGUCUUGGUAAAACACUUCAAUGUGUAACUUUGAUAUGGACACUACUGCGUCAAAGUCCUGAGUGUAGUCCCACUGUCACUAAAGUGAUCAUUGUGUGUCCAAGCAGUUUAGUCAAGAAUUGGUACAAUGAGCUGGACAAAUGGUUGGGAAAAAGAGUGCAAGCCUUAGCAAUUGACACAGGGACAAAAAAUGAAAUAGACAAAAAUUUAGUUCACUUUAUGCAGCAACACAACAGAAGGACACAGUUCCCUGUGCUUAUCAUAUCUUAUGAGACAUUUCGACUGCAUGCUGCUGUACUCCAUAGAGGUGAAGUGGGUUUAGUCAUCUGUGAUGAGGGUCACAGGUUAAAGAACUCAGAAAAUCAAACUUACCAAGCUUUAACAAAUCUCAAUGCCAAACGAAGAAUUCUUUUAUCUGGAACACCUAUACAGAAUGAUUUAUUGGAAUAUUUCAGUCUUCUACAUUUUGUCAACAAGGGCAUAUUAGGAACGGCACAAGAGUUUAAAAGAAGAUUUGAGACACCCAUUCUCAGAGGAAGAGAUGCUGAUGCAACAGAUGAGGAUCAUAAAAAGGGGGAAGAAAAAUUACAAGAGUUGCUAUCAAUUGUUAACAAGUGCAUUAUUAGAAGAACUCAAGCUCUCCUGACCAAGUAUUUACCUGUCAAAAUUGAGCAUGUAAUCUGCUGUAAAUUGGGCUCUUUGCAACAGACACUCUACAAGAAGUUUGUCUCCUCCAAAAUUGCUGAGAACUUGGUGUCAGGGAAAGAUUCUGUCAGCAGUUUGUCAGCCAUAACACAGUUGAAGAAACUUUGCAAUCAUCCUGAUCUAGUUUAUGAUAAAUGCUUAGAAGGAAAAGAUGGAUUUGAGGAUACACUUGGUUAUUUCCCCUCAAACUACUCUACCAAAUCUGUGAAUCCUGAAUUGUCUGGAAAAGUUGUGAUUUUAGAUACAUUGCUGGCUUUGAUCAAAUCUACAACAAAUGACAAAGUCAUUUUGGUGUCAAACUAUACACAGACACUAGAUCUUUUUGAAAAGUUGUGUCAGCAAAGAGGCUAUGGAAAUGUACGGCUUGAUGGAUCCAUGACAAUUAAGAAACGUGCUAAAGUAGUGGACAGAUUUAAUGACCCAACAAGCCCAGAAUUUAUCUUCAUGCUGAGCAGCAAGGCUGGUGGUUGUGGCUUAAACCUAAUUGGUGCCAACCGAUUAGUCAUGUUUGAUCCAGAUUGGAACCCAGCCAAUGAUGAACAGGCUAUGGCUAGGUGUUGGAGAGAUGGGCAAAAAAAACAAUGCUACAUUUACAGGCUGAUAGCAACUGGAACCAUUGAGGAGAAAAUAUUUCAACGUCAAGCCCACAAGAAAGCACUGAGCAGUUGUGUAGUUGACAAUGAGCAGGAUGUUGAAAGACAUUUCAGUCUAGGAGAGCUGAGGGAACUAUUUACUCUAAAUGAGAACACUAUUAGUGAUACACAUGAUAAGUUCAAGUGUCGAAGGUGUGUCAACAACAUACAAGUCAAACCACCACCAGAUGACAGUGAUUGUACGUGUGACCUGUCUCAGUGGAAUCACUCUGCAGAUAAAAAAGGACUUAAUGACAUUAUUCUGAAAAGUGCAUGGGAAUCUUCUGUGACAUUUGUUUUCCACCACAAGUCUCAUGAUGAACAAAGGAAGACUGUUUGAAAUUUUAUGUAAUUCUAUACAAUAGUAGUAUUUCUCUUGUACAUAUAUUAAAUAUUUCUUGUACCAGUAUUUAAAAAAAAGAAAAGUUUUUUUUUUUUUUUGUCACCUUUGACUGGAAAUAUUUUCAGCUAAGAUUUAACAUAAAUAUC
Messenger RNA from Biomphalaria glabrata, 2590 nucleotides. Its product is annotated as DNA repair and recombination protein RAD54-like. Gene Ontology annotation, cellular component: nucleus. The record is from RefSeq and is a predicted model, not a curated record. Bases 207 to 2441 code for a protein of 744 amino acids. Gene Ontology annotation, biological process: double-strand break repair via synthesis-dependent strand annealing; reciprocal meiotic recombination. NCBI's taxonomy places the organism in Eukaryota, Metazoa, Mollusca, Gastropoda, Planorbidae. The transcript is spliced from 22 exons. Gene Ontology annotation, molecular function: ATP binding; hydrolase activity, acting on acid anhydrides; ATP-dependent chromatin remodeler activity.